AGAACCCGUUUCAUAACAUUUCAAACUUAUGUUAAAAUAAUGCAAAAACAAGAAAGGUUGAAACUUUUAUUUUUGUUCGGCUACACGUUUUUUUUUUUUGUAUUUUUUGGCGCUGCUCUUCGGGUGCGGGGUAACUAUGAGACUUAUAAAAGACACUGUAGAAAGAAAAAGGAUUCAAGAUCUUAGGGCCUUAUUUAAGAAAGCAGUUCGAAUUGUAAGCGUGAACAAUCAUUGGGUGGACACUGAUCACGAUGAUGAUCCAAAGUUUUCCUACAAUGUUCAAAAAAAUAUAUCAAAUCUUGUGAGGACCUCUCGGCGUAAAGCGGGCUUACUUACCUCAGCGGAGAAAACCCUAAUUCGGAUUCCGCAAAGAUUUCGAACAAUACCGGAAAGAAAGAGGCUGUGCUCUUUGUUUAGUAAACUCCGGUGUUUCGUCGACAUUCCACCUAAACACCGCGCUCGAUUAGUUCCCCUAGUGAGAUUAUUUCCCAUUCAACCUGGUCGUAAUCUAAUAAGACAAGGGGACCUACCACUGACAGUAUAUUUUAUUUUAGUCGGAGAAAUACAAAUGAUAAGUGGAUCAGGCAAUGAUGUUGUGGCUGUCUAUGGACCUGGAGAAAGAGUUGGAGCAGCCGAACUAUUGGAAAACCGAGCAAGAACUCAUAACUUUAGGACUGUCAGCUACUGCGAGCUCCUGGUUCUCUUCGAAUAUGAUUUCGAUGCAAUUCUCCGGACACGGAUGACUAAGACCUGGGAGGAGAAGAAACGGGCCAUUAAGGCACUGGACUACUUCGAAUUUUUCGAUAAUGACCAGAUAAUAGAAGCCUGUCGAUUUGGAAGCCUCAAGCAGUACAAUCCACUUGAAACCAUAUACUUUGAGGAUAAAGGAAGCGUCUCCAAAGUUCAUUUUGUUCUCAGUGGCGAAUGUGUUAUACUCCAAUGCCUGACUAUAGAGAGUGUAGUAAAAAAGGGGAAAAAAGUGCAACAACUAUCAAAUAUCGAUGGUGAUUCAAACAUAUUCAGAGCCGAUCAUAGAUCCACUUUCACGACUCAGAGUGGUCGAAUUGUGGAAAUUGGUUCAAAUUUUUCAAUUGCGGAUCUUGUUCAGAGUUCAAGCUCCUCCGACGAGACAAAAAAGAAGCACUCUUUGAAGCGUAAAAUGGAACUAAGAGAUAUACAAAUAGCUUGUGGUUUUAAAAAAGUUUCAGAAACAGCUGUUCCCUUUAAACGGCUUACAUUGAUACGACGUUCAAAAUCAAAAGUAUCAGCUUCAUCAAUCAAGACUAUAGAAUAUUUAGAUGGCGAGGAAGAUUGGUUUGAAGAUUUGUUUGAAGAUUAUUGGGAAGAUUUUUGGGAAGAAGACCUAAUUCUACCCAGUCCUGUCCAAUCUCAUUUAGAUUUUGACAUGGGUUUGGAGAUAAGAAAACCAUUCUAUCCAGGCUUAAUUUCAGUGGUUGAAAAAAAAUCCGAUGAAAGUGAAGUUUAUACGGUAGCUUCAACUCCAUCUUAUUCAUCUGACAGUAUGAGCCUUAUAGCGGCCAGUGAAACCCGUUUCAUUGAUGUCGGAAGUCUGACUUUCGGGGCUAUUUUUGGCCUAGGUGAAAGCAUGAUACAUCGGGUCAUAAUGGCCAAAACCAUAGUUCAGUGCUUGACUCUUCCCAGAUUUUUUCUGCUGGACCCCAAACAAAAUCCUGGAAAUAUUUGGGAGCGCAGGUUGCUUUACUUAAACAGUAUGAUUCCCACAAGGGAGAAACUUUUCCAACACCUGCUCCGGACCCAGGAAUGGAAGAAAUUCAAAAACAAUUUUGUUAACGAAACUGUAACGCAGUCGGCAGUAAAUUGCGCUGACAUAAACGAUGUCCCCAUUAUUUGCAGAAUUAUGGAAAGAGAACAGGAUAUAAAUUAAUUUAAAAAUAGCAUUAAUGUAUAAACUUUUGUUGCAAUUCCAGUUAAGCUAAAAAAAAAUUGUAAUAUAAUUACAAUCUUUUUCUAGCUUAACUGAGAAAUACAACAAGGUCCUUUGACAUAAUUAGUAUUACUUAUAAGAGAACUAACCUAUGAGAAUAUAUAAAUAGAUUCCAUAAAUAAAAGCCACAA
Messenger RNA from Drosophila ananassae, 2097 nucleotides. RefSeq lists its product as uncharacterized. The record is from RefSeq and is a predicted model, not a curated record. The transcript has 9 exons. The coding region runs from base 137 to 1906 and encodes 589 amino acids. Lineage: Eukaryota; Metazoa; Arthropoda; Insecta; Diptera; Drosophilidae.